AACGAAAGCAUCUUAUACCCAAACUAAGUGAAGUAUCUUUCAACGGGAGUAUAAACACAUAUUCGAUGCCAUUUCACAACUAUAAGUUUUAGGCAAAUAUCAGUUCACAUUAGUGAGCAGACUGGUAAAAUUUCCGUAAUUCUUUUAUUUUCUUAGUUAAUAGAAAGAUUGGAUCAUAUGUUUUUUACGUUCACAAGAUUGUAUCAUAUGUUAUGAACAACAAUUGCAUUCAUUUAUUAUAACAGUUUAUUUUUCUAAUGAUUUGUGUAACUCUGAUUGUGUAGGAUAGUCAAAUGGGUGGGAAUGAAACUCAAGAGCUUCCGGUCAUCAACCUCUCUGACAAGAACCUGAAACCGGGAACAGAGCUCUGGAACUCGACGAGAAACAGCGUCCGUGAAGCUAUGGAACACCAUGGUUGGUUCGUGGCCGAGUACAACAGCUUUCCAGCAGAACUCCACAAGUCAGUUCUAGAAGCUUCCAAGGAACUACUUGAUCUUCCUCCCGAAGUUAAGGUAACGAACGAGAACCACAAGGCUGGACACGGCUACAUAACCAUGAUCUCCGAUGAUCAGCCCGUUCAUGAAGGUCUUGGUAUUGACCAAGCCAACGAUAUCCAACAAUGCCGCCAAUUCUCCCGUCUCAUGUGGCCUGAUCAUCAUGACAAUGACCGUUUCUGUGAAAUUGUUAACGCAUAUGCGAAAAUGCAAGCGGAGCUGGAGCAACUGGUGAUAAGAAUGCUCUUUGAAAGCUAUAACCUAGAGAGGUAUACAGAGAAACACAUAAGAGGAUCACGUUACCUUCUUCGGUUGCUGAAAUACAGAAGACUCCCUAAUGGAGAGCCCAACAGGAAGUUCAUUUCUCAUACGGACAAGAGCUUCAUCUCCAUCCUCCAUCAGAACCACAUCACUGGACUCAUGUUGAAAUCCGAGAAAGAGGACGUUUGGUAUCCUUUUAUCCCUUCACCAACCCGGUUUGCUGUUAUAGCAGGCGACGCCAUCAUGGCGUGGAGCAACGACAGAAUCAAAUCGUGUUACCACAAGGUGGAGAUGGAGAGCGUGGAAAUGAGGUAUUCAUUUGGUUUCUUCUCGUUUCAAGAAGAGAUGAUAUCGACACCAGAGGAGAUGGUGGACAAGGACCAUCCUUUAGCAUACAAGCCCUUUAACCAUGACGGACUUCUAGCUUUCUACGAAACGGUGGACGUUCAUCUGAAGGCACACCGUACGAUGACCAAAGUCUAUUGCGGUAUUCAACAAGCGCAUGAACCAUAAUCACAAGCAUAUACAAACCUAGUUAUUUUCAACCAAAAUGUAUCCUUUUCGUGAUCUUGUUAUUUAGUACCAUACUACCAUGUCUGCUCUAUUAUAUCUUUGAAACUAAUGAUUUGAACCUA
Messenger RNA from Brassica napus (rape), 1390 nucleotides. Its product is annotated as probable 2-oxoglutarate-dependent dioxygenase AOP1. Bases 294 to 1268 code for a protein of 324 amino acids. NCBI's taxonomy places the organism in Eukaryota, Viridiplantae, Streptophyta, Magnoliopsida, Brassicales, Brassicaceae. The record is from RefSeq and is a predicted model, not a curated record. The transcript is spliced from 3 exons. Gene Ontology annotation, molecular function: dioxygenase activity.